Messenger RNA from Danio aesculapii, 1322 nucleotides. RefSeq lists its product as uncharacterized. The transcript has 8 exons. The record is from RefSeq and is a predicted model, not a curated record. Bases 1 to 936 code for a protein of 311 amino acids. Lineage: Eukaryota; Metazoa; Chordata; Actinopteri; Cypriniformes; Danionidae.
AUGUCAAAAGUAAGUGCAAAGGGAAGUCAUUUUGUCAGUGAGGUAAUUCUGUCACUGCAGUAUGAGGUGUCUCGCCUCAAGAGGGCGCUAGAGGAGAGCCUUGGUCAUCUGAGCAAGAGGACUGAUUAUCCCAGCAGCAGGUGUCAUUUGGAGAGGAAGCACAGGGGACAAACCAGAGGACAGAACAGAGCCACAUCCAGCAGACGUGUAAGAGACUUAAACCUUCAGAAGACUGAGGACUGGAUCUCUUCUGACAAAGAGCUCAUCAAGAGUAAAGUUUCAAAUGGUGAAGAUUCAGAUCACACUCUGAGUUUCCAGAGAGCCUUCAGUUCGUCUAAUGGACAAAUACAUGACUCCAGAGCCCUAUCAAGGGCCUCAGUGGAGCGGUUUCCUUUAGAAGUGUCACAGUUCGGUCAGUACGGUAGCCAUCGACGUGCCAGCGUUGGGCCAACAAUCCACAGCACUAAAACAGAGCCUGCAAACAAAAGUGCCAGCUACAGACCUGCAAUGGGAAACUUGGGGAGUAACUUCUUAAACAGCACAAAACUUGCCUCUUCUCUCCCUGCUCAUCCUUCCCAUAAGCCUCUGCUGCAGGUCAACUAUGGCCUCUCCUAUAGUCUACCUGCUGGAUUCAAAUUGCGAGAUCAAUCAUCAGAUCCAAUGUCCAGUAGGAGGCGCUCUAUUGAGUCGGACUCAGCUCUGCUUCCCAGUAACGUCUUCUUUCAGCGAACAUCACCGCGCACCAGUGCAAGGCGACAUCGCACCAGCAGAGAGGAAUCAAUACACAAGACGUUGGACAAGGCCUUACAGGCAGCCUUUCUGAUGAAGCAGACAACAGACAGGAUGGCGGACGCUCUUUCGGCUGAUCUGGCCAAGGCUCGGCUACAGAGGAAGUUACACGGUCUACAUCCUCUCAACAACAGAGCAGACACUUGACACUUAAGGCAGUUCAUGCUCUAUAGAAUAGACACAAUUUUACAUAAAAAUCGAGCUUUUAAAUGUGUUUAAUGGACCCUUUUCACAUUUCCAGGUUUCUCAGUAGCCAUCAAGGUUGGGUAAACUUAGAGCGCAGUGAAUGAGAGAGUACAACAAAUAAUUUUUUUAAUAACUCCACAAUGGUGUUAUCAAGACUUUCAGAAAAAGGAAAAACUGACUGAUAACGGCAGCCAGAAGAGAGAAUAACGUCAAAUUUACCAUCCUGCCCUAUAGACGCCGCAUUAGAAACACCUAAUUUUACUAUUUGUAAUUUGAAGCAAAGAUGAUAUAAUACACACAUAAAUACAUAUAAAUAUAAAUACAUUUUUUAAAAUCUAAAUAUUAAA